Messenger RNA from Phaedon cochleariae (mustard beetle), 956 nucleotides. The record is from the annotation of a GenBank genome assembly. NCBI's taxonomy places the organism in Eukaryota, Metazoa, Arthropoda, Insecta, Coleoptera, Chrysomelidae.
UAAGAUUUUACCACAUUCUUGAGAUGGCAGAGAAACAGUCGUCUUUCUCAUUAUUACCAAAAAUAAUAAAUGGAGGCAUAGCCGGUAUAGUAGGAGUCACAUGCGUUUUUCCCUUAGAUUUGGUCAAAACUAGGUUGCAAAACCAAAAGAUCGGUCCGAAAGGCGAAAAAAUGUAUAAUAACAUGAUAGACGCAUUCAGGAAGACUUAUAAAAGUGAAGGAUUCUUCGGAAUGUACAGAGGAUCCAGCAUCAAUAUUCUUCUGAUAACACCUGAAAAAGCCAUAAAACUGGCUGCGAAUGAUUUUUUUCGAUUUCACCUACAAACUAAAGACAAACGACUUCCAAUCUAUAGACAAAUGAUAGCAGGGGGUUUGGCAGGCCUUUGCCAGAUUAUCAUAACCACCCCUAUGGAGUUGUUGAAAAUCCAAAUGCAAGAUGCUGGUAGAAUUGCAGCCCAAACUGGAGACAAAUCACUGGCGAAGAUGUCUGCCACACAAGUGACGAUGAAUCUAUUGAAAAAACAUGGUAUUCUUGGACUAUUCAAAGGAACUGCAGCUACAAUGCUCAGAGAUGUUUCUUUUUCUGUCAUUUAUUUUCCUGUUUUUGCGAACCUCAAUGCUAUGGGUCCCAGGAGAACUGAUGGAUCAGGUGAAGCUGUCUUUUGGUGCAGCUUUCUGUCAGGUUUAGUUGGUGGUUCCAUAGCUUCUUGCUUGGUAACCCCUAUGGACGUGGUGAAGACCAGGAUUCAAACACAAACUAAGGUAGAAGGCGAAAAACCUUAUACGGGAAUACCAAAUGCAUUUGCAUCCAUAUGGAAAAAUGAAGGAUUCACAGCAUUUUUCAAAGGAGGCGUUUGCAGAGUGAUGGUGGUUGCACCUCUUUUCGCUAUUGCCCAAGUAAUGUAUUUUGUAGGAAUAGGUGAAUAUUUACUAGGUAUCGAUAAAUCGAAAAAAUAA